GGCUGCGAUCGGUCAGCACACUCGCAAAUUCAAGACCUAUUGCAUGUACCAGAUGUCCGCGUGAAUGCCUUCGUGUGUUUUGGCUCUCGUAGAGUGGCCCUCUAUCACGCACUAGUCAUGUAUGCACGAGACACACACGCGAGACACACAAAUGCAUCACGCGAUGGACAUGCACAUGAUGACGAGACCGCACUUGCGAUUAUUUGAUCGUAAACUACCACACACCGCCAAAUGCAGUGAUUGAUUCGUCAUUCGUCCACUCAAGGCCUAUCUGUUUGUACUAAGCAACCACCGACACAUAAUAAUCACACAAAUCGAAACUACACGGCACCGCAUACUUGUGACUCUCUCUGUCCUCUACCAGCCAGGCACUCGCCUCUCACAAAUGUGUGUAUGCGCCCAAGUAAGGCUUUCAGAUGACCGAGCCAGCCACAGAAAGCGGCGCAUUUGCACACCCACUACAAAGUACACCCGAUCGAUAUCGAUCCGAUUGUGCGCGCAGCCACCAGGCACACAUGGACGUGUUGAUUACACGUCGUGUCUGCCUUGUGUUCGUCCGCUCACAGCAGAUCGAGUGUAUUGAUUGCCUUCGGACGACGCACGAAUGACGGACGGCCCGACACAAAAAUACCCACGGCGACUCCACAUAUAGUACACACACACGAUAACUGCGACGUCUCCGGCAAAAAAACAUCAUCCAGCAUCAGUGUUGGUCUCCAUGGCCGCCACGGCAUCAUAGACGGCCUCAGCCGACACCGACAGCGCCACGCUGUCCUUCUCGUCACUGCUCAGCCGAUGCCAAUCGACACGCAUGAGAUGGCUGGGGGGCGUCAGGGCGGCGGGGUUGGCGUCGCUUCGCCGCGAUUUGGUGGAGCUGACGGGCGACGACCCACCACUUAUGGGCACCUCAUCUGUUGCAUGGCCACAUGGGGUCUCGAUCACUGUGGGCGCCAGACUCGCGAGAGCCUCCGGGAUGGCUUCCUGCGUGCAGCAGAACGACAGCACAGAUAAGAAUAGCAUUCUCAUAGGCACACAUGGCCGUGAAUGUAUCUCUGUCUUUGUCUGACCAGCGGGCUGCCUUUCUCGAUGAGUCUUCGUUUGGCCUUGCGGAAGGCCUCAUAGAGCCCCCGCCACCCGCCGCCGCUGUGCUGCUGGUGGUGGUCUGUCGAUGCCUCGGUUUCGGCCUUCUCGAGGUCACUGUCUCGCGCCGUCCGCUUGAGGGCCGCCUGGUGCAUCUGCUCUCUGCUGACGAGCUCGUCCACCACAUAGCACAAGUUGGCCUGGAGGUCGUGCAAUGUGAUGCCCUCAGACACCUCAACGCUGACAUAGUACCCAGGCAGGCAAACAGGACAUGGGAGAUCGGUCUCAAUGCCCGUUGGCGAACCUGUCUGCCGGCUGUGUUUGGAUGACCGACACGCCACUUGGUCCAUCACCGGAUAACUUGCCGGCCUCCAAUCGAGUCGACACUGCACGAACCACCGCGACACGGCAGCAUGAAGCGGUAUGUCAAGUAUGCGUCGAUAUCGGGCAAGCGAGCUGACCUUCGCUAGAGCACUGAAUAUGUAAGACCUUAGAGAGGUCGGCAGUCCGCAUGUCCCGCAAUUUCUGCCCAACCGAGCAAACACACAUGCAGCCACGGACGUCCUGAUUCGAUCCUCCCUUGUUGUCUUGCUCACGAUGGCGGUGCUGUCGUCGGGUUUUGGCAAAUAGACAACCACGUCGCCCUUUCGACGGCCGUGCAUCUCCACUCGCUGUUGCCGCAGGCUCUGCACCAAGAAUGCAUGGCUCCACAGAAACUCAUGGCUGGACAAACCACCAGACACGCAUACACACAGACAGGAGAAGGCAUCGACGAGCAUCUCGUCAAUGGCGUGUAUGUGCUUACAAGUCGCUGGGGACGUGAGUCAGUUCGAGUCUCUCGAUAGCAUCCUGCAUGGCGGCUGACGUCAGCUGUAUGGCCGCCACCACACGAUACACCGGACGGCCGACACACGGACGGCACCGCCCUGUUACAGCAGAGGGGUCGCCGAUGGAGAGGGUCGCGCUGGACCAGUCAUAAAUGACCUUCGGUGAGACUCGCCGCCUGUUCUCCUCCCUAUGGAUCAGCCACGAUAGCAAAGGGCCCGUCACACAACCCGACAUCAUACGAGCUGAAUAGACGACAUGAGUGAAACAUGCAGAUGGGAGAGAGAAGUACAUGUGCUAUUUAUGCCCACCGAAAGCGUUUUUGCGGUCUGUGAGGGUCGCGUAUCUGUAGCCCACUUGCAGCAAGCCAUACCGACAUAUCUGCGCCACCAGGGUGCCAUAGUGCAUCAGAUUGGCCACAAUGACAACCACCACGAGGCCGAUCGUCAGCUCCAGAGAGGUCCCCUCAGACAGCAUAACAAACUGCAAUAUGAGUAGCGACAUGAGCCACACCAGUAACCCACGCAGCUCAGACAAAUUGAGAAUGUCCAUGCUGCCUCGGUCGAAUGGCCACACGGCGAGCUGCAGCACCAGACACACAGCGGCGACGACCGUCCAGCCCAGCAGCUGUUGGCGGGGCUGAGCCGUUAACUGCUGUGCGAUGAGCAGCACCAAUACACGUCUCAUGGCCAGCAGAAAAUCCCAAUAGUAGAAGCUUUUGCGAUACCCAGCAUACAGAAAGCCAACCCUUCUACGCAU
This is a messenger RNA of Vitrella brassicaformis, 2664 nucleotides long. NCBI's taxonomy places the organism in Eukaryota, Vitrellaceae. The record is from the annotation of a GenBank genome assembly.